Molecule: messenger RNA, 300 nt
Organism: Protopolystoma xenopodis
Lineage: Eukaryota; Metazoa; Platyhelminthes; Monogenea; Polystomatidea; Polystomatidae
Source: the annotation of a GenBank genome assembly
AUGAUCAGAUAUUUAAACUCAGCUCAUGCCAUUGUAGAUACCGACUUUCCUAUGCAAUGCUGGAUACCACAAGAAUUUACAAGAAGUUGGGAGGAAUAUGCUGAAAAUUACUGCUGGAUAGAAACAACAUACUUCUCGCCCCUCGAUAAGCAAUUACACAUUUCGACACCAGGCGAAUCUCGAACGCAUAUUGUACGUUAUUAUCAAUGGGCCACUAUUGUUUUGGGUAUACAAGCUGCUGCUUUUUAUUUUCCCUGCUUCAUAUGGAGGCUGUUUCAGGACUCUGGGUUACUAACGUGA